UUUCCGGUUAAGCGGUACUGAAGCCGCAAUGGCGUCGGUGUUUUCAAAGCUGAAGGCAGGCUGCUGCCAGCAAUCCGCCUCCAUCGGCCUGAGUAUCGGCCAGAGAAGGCUCCAGGGUUUCUGACCCUAUUGCAGAAUGUUAUAUAUACACGCUGAUAGAGCCAUUUGCUGAGAUUCAAAGCGAUAUUAUUGAUAAAAACUUAAAUACCAGAUACAAGUUUUUUGCGUUCGCUAAUCCAAUUUUCCGGACUCCAACUCAACUCAAAACGAAAUAAAAUAAGUUUUUAAUGUUUGGAAACGGCGCCCAUCCUGUAAAAAUCUUCAGGAGCCAAAACAUUGCCAAGAAAAUCCAAGCCCCAGGCGCCAGUUCUUGUGCCUUAAAGUAAAGCCAGAAGUUGCUGCCAGUGGCAGCCCAGCAGAGUAAAGAUUAUGGAAGAAAAGGAACACUUGGGGUGAAUGUUCAGACAGAGGAUCAGGGCCGCCGCCAGCACACUUUCACUUUAAUUUGCUUUUUGCUUUUUUUGUGGGAUGCCAGGCUCAGAGAGAGCCGGGACUAAGGCGGAUGGAGGCGGUGGCCUGGGCACCCUGCAGCCUGGCCCCAGCAGCGGCAGAGAGCGGCGCAAAGCGGCGUCCAGGCACAAGCGACACCGAGCCAAGCACAGCAGGGACUCGCCGGGGGCGGCCGCACAGACACCGCUCACCAAGGUGAAGUCUCUGGUGGAGUACGAUGACAUCAGCUCGGACUCGGACACUUUCUCCGAGGUCACUGUCCGGUCUGAACGGAGGGAGAAGGAAGAGCGGAUGAGCUCAGACAAAGCGAUUAAAGUUCACAAGCAUCACCAUCACCAUCCGCACAAACGAGUUAAGGAGCAUCACAAGUCGAAGGAGACAGAACGGGUGAAAGACCGGGGUAGGAGGCCAGAGUCUGGCAAGUCCAGCACCAGCAGAGAAAGGACUUCUUCCAAAAGGCAGACGAUGGAGGAUGAGGACUGUGGAAAAAAGGAACGCACAUCGCCAUUCUUGAAGCACAGCAGCAAGGAGUCAAAGUCUGCCAAAUCAUACAAAGAGAGGGGCAAGAGAGAGAAAGAGGAGCGAUUGACACAUAAGGAGCGACUGAAGAGUCAAAAGAAAAAUAAGGAAACACCGCGAGGUUAUCGGACAUCCCCCAGUCCAAAAAAGAAAAGUGGAAGCCCAAGACGCAAACGUUCUUCAAGCCCGAAUAGGGAAGACAGCCCCAUUGGGACAUACAGUAAAGGAUACGAUGCCAGUCCUGUUUACAGGUCGCGGACUUCUAGUAAUUAUGAUGGUUACCGGCGAAGUCCUGGUGAUUCCAGCCGGAAACAGUCAGCAAGUCCACCAUAUUAUGGUUCCCGGGAGCCUGCUGCAUACCAAAGCAGUUAUAACAUGCGAUCACCAAGUCCUUACACCAGGAGGCAACGGUCUUCAAGCCCCUACAGCAGGCAUCGAUCGCCCAGCUACGACAGGCACAGCAGCUCGUAUGACUACAGCGGGAGAUCACCCAGUCCAUAUAGCAGGAGGAGGUCGCUCAGUCCGUACAGCACCAGACGGUCAUUCAGCCAAAGCCCAGUGGCCAGGAGGUCAGCAAAGUCAAGGAGCCGGAGCCCGGGGUACUCGAGGCACUCGCGGUCACGCAGUAAGCACAGGCAAUCCCGAUCACGAAGUCGACAUUCAAGUAUUUCACCAAGCCGGUUUACCCUCAAAUCAAGUCUUGGUGCUGAGCUGAGCAAAACUAAGAGGGCAAGAGCUGCCGUGGCAGCCAAGUCCAGCGUGAAAGACUCAAAAGAGCUGAAAGGAUCGGCUGGGGGCAUUUGUAAAGUAAGCACUCAGAGUGCUGGUUCCAGCAGCACAACCUCUGCUGCGUCACUUAAAGACGUGAAGAAAUUGACUAAAAUAAUAAAGAGUGAGAAGCCAGCUUCACCCAUUGAAACCUCAGAUACAGUGACUGUGAAGAUAGAGGAAGACAUUGCUGAGGAGAUGAUUCCAGAACUAAAAAUAAAGACUGAAAUACUGGAGGAUAGCCCAGUACUCUCACCAUUAGCGCUGGUGCUAAAAGAAUCUAAAUCGCCAGUGGUGAAAUGUGAGUUGGGAACACCAAAGGAGAAGACUGUGCCGCCAUUACCAAACGAAAGCGAUCUGGAGAAACCUCCGCUUCCUCCUUCAGGUUCUGCUCCACCACCAUUACCUCCAACAUCUCCCCCUGUAACACUGCCUCCAGCCCCACUACAACCACCACCUCCCCUACCACCAGUGACUCUGAACCAGUCUCAGCCUCUGCCAGAGAUUCUGACUGAAGCACCAUCACCAAUACCCACAGUGCAGCUACCACAGCUCCCAGGGCACUUGCCAUUACCAUUGCCACCGGUAUCAGUACCUGUAUUGGCUCCUGUACCAGUCUUGACCCACCCACCAAUUGUCUCUCAGCCACCACCGUUGCGGACCACAGUGUUGGGCAGUGCGCUCCCCAUGCCACCCAUGUUGAACUCAGUCAUGCCCUUACUGACUUCAACACUGCCACCAUUGCCAUUGCCUCCACUCCUCCCUGGGGAAGAUGAUAUAGAAAGUCCUAAGGAGAUCCAGCAUGUGAAACCUUCCAAGAAAGACAGAGACCAAAGAACAAGGCAUUUACUAGCAGACCUCCCACUUCCACCAGAACUGCCUGGAACAGAUCCCUCACCGCCAGAUUCACCGGAGCAGAAGGCACCGCCUCCAUCUCAGCCAGUCCUUAAAAAGAGGCCCAAAAUCUGUUGUCCUCGCUAUGGUGAAAAAAAGGAGACUGAAAGCGACUGGGGCAAGCGGUGUGUAGAUAAAUUUGACAUCAUUGGAAUCACUGGUGAAGGGACGUACGGGCAAGUUUACAAGGCGAAGGAUAAGGACACAGGUGAGAUGGUUGCUCUUAAAAAGGUUCGGCUGGAUAACGAAAAGGAGGGAUUCCCCAUCACGGCCAUUCGAGAAAUCAAGAUCCUUCGUCAGCUCAACCAUACCAGUGUGGUCAACAUGAAGGAAAUUGUGACGGACAAACAAGAUGCACUGGACUUCAAAAAAGAUAAAGGAGCUUUCUACCUGGUCUUUGAGUACAUGGACCAUGAUUUGAUGGGUUUGCUGGAGUCAGGGCUGGUGCAUUUUACUGAGGACCACAUCAAGUCCUUCAUGCGGCAACUGAUGGAUGGUCUGGAUUACUGUCAUAAGAAGAAUUUUCUGCACCGUGAUAUUAAAUGCUCCAACAUCCUCCUCAACAACAGUGGACAGAUCAAGCUGGCGGAUUUUGGUUUGGCCCGAUUGUACAACUCAGAGGAGAGCCGUCCGUACACUAACAAAGUCAUCACACUGUGGUACCGCCCACCUGAAUUGCUGCUGGGGGAGGAACGAUACUCUCCAGCCAUCGAUGUUUGGAGCUGUGGGUGUAUCCUUGGGGAACUCUUCACUAAAAAGCCAAUCUUUCAAGCCAAUCAGGAGCUGGCGCAGCUUGAACUCAUCAGUCGAUUAUGCGGCAGCCCUUGUCCUGCUGCUUGGCCUGAUGUCAUUAAACUGCCGUAUUUUCACACGAUGAAACCGAAGAAGCAAUAUCGGAGACGCCUUCGUGAAGAGUUUGCAUUCAUUCCUCUCCCUGCACUGGAUCUACUUGAUCACAUGCUGACCCUUGACCCCAGCAAACGCUGCACUGCUGAGCAGACCCUCCAGAGUGAUUUCCUGAAAAAUGUCGAUCCCACAAAAAUGCCACCUCCUGACCUUCCUCACUGGCAGGAUUGCCACGAGCUCUGGAGUAAAAAGCGUCGACGACAGAAGCAAGCAGGAAUCAUUGAAGAUCCGCCUGUGCAAAAGACAGCUCGUAAAGAAACCGUGAUCAGCACUGAUGACAGUAGGAACAGCACACCACAGAUUGCCCCACCAGGACAGAGUAAAGCACAGAGCAGCACCACAGACGUGGGCGGCAUCAGAGACGCUGCACAACAACUAAACCAGAAUGAGUUAGCAGUGCUGCUCAACCUGCUCCAGACACAGACCAACCUCAGCCUCACCCAGCUGGCGCAAGCAUUGAAUGUCAGUACUAACCCAGAGACACAACAGCAGUGGAACGUCCUUAGCCAAUCACUCGUGGCUCUGGCUGAGGCCACCAGUCAGCAGCAGGAUGCUCAGCCUUCCACAGUGACUCAAAGUACAUCCUCCCCUGUACCAUCCAUCCAACCUGCUCCGACAGCAGCACCGGUCCCAUCUGCUGCAACGCCCCUACCACCAGUACCAGCUCCGCUUCCGCAGACCCUUGCUGCCCUACCACAGGCGCCACCAACCCAGCCAUCUCAGUCCAUAUCUCAGGCGGCUGACCCCCAGACCGACACACAGAACUUGUUGACUGUUUUACUGAGUCAGCUGAUUAAAACUCAGGAACCCGCUACAGUGCCUGAAGAAAGUAAUGGCAUCAAAGCGAGUGAUGGACCACAGCAGCUGCAGACUGCCACUACCACUACUGAUGCCACAGAUGGUGCUGCCCUCACUAAACUGGAUGUAAAGGUUCCUGGGCUGCCUCCUGCACUCAGUCAAACUCGAAUUCUUCCUCCAGACCAGCGACCGCCAGAGCCCCCUGGCCCCCCACCCACCUUGGGCGAUACUGAUUGUCGAAUUAACCUGGGAGUGAGCCCCUCUACCAAGGACCCAAACGCAGGAGUGAAAGCUGCUUUGCUGCAGUUGCUCAACAAAGAGGAAUCACAGGAGAAUGACAGACUUAGCAGAGUGCCAGAGUAUGGCAGCUCACAUUUAGCAAACAGCUAUGGUACAGACGGGUUCAGGGAUAAUGUCAGUACAAGUGAAAGGAGAGACUCUGAGAUGACUGGGCACACGUUACUGGACAGCAAAUCUGCGGUGUGUGCCAGCACCUCCCAACAACUGACCCAAUCCAGGACAUUGCCCAGCUCAAUGAGUGAGUUUGGAGAGUCCAGUACAUACCAGGACAUGGGUGCGAUGCAGUUUACAGCAGAUCAAGACCACCGGUUUAACUUUACCAGAGUUACUUUACCAGCUUUGGUAACUGGUGCAGAAGGUAGCAAUAGCACAAGCAUGCCUGCAGAUGCCAAACCACCGAACUACAGCUACAGUAGCCCAAUGCCAGGAAGUGCUGUGCCCGGCAGCACCAUGACUGGGCUGAGCUGGAAUGCACCAUCGCGGGGCUCAGGGUAUAACAGGGCACAUGGCAGAAUACCAACCAGAGGUGGCAGAGGGAGGGGUGUACCAUACUAACCCUGGGACUCACCUUUAGUGUUGUUUUACUAUCAUGUCCUUGAACAGAAGCAACUGUGAUCACCUUUGACAGGGUUGAAGAAAUCCACUCCCCCAUAUCCAUUCCUGACAAGGCGGGGUCUGGCCACAGGGGGAUCAUUUGGCUUACAAGCAGCCAUCUGCAGUGUGUGAACUGGAGGCCCUUUAUCAUAGGGUGAGGAAUCUUUCACUGUAAAGUUACACUGUUGGGGAGAUUUCCCCAUGAUCUAUAUAAUCAAUUUGCAAACAUUGAAGUCCUUGAAGACUGUCGGACAAUACUGAAAGGAAAUUAUAUGAGGGAGCAAUUCUCUAGCCGUGUUGGCAUGUCAAGAUGCAACAAUACAGGUUGUGGGAAGUCUGUGGAAUUGCAGGUGGGCUUGAAGUAAAGCCCAAAGUAUAAUAUGUAGAGUAAUCCCUAAAGUGGAAAGAUUAUUAACGAGCCUGCUGUCAGAGAAAUACACUGGAAUCUGCUUGGCAGACUGGCUUGUAUCAUCUGUUUAUUAUAAAGGUUUCAAACCCCGGACCAUUUCCUCCUCAUUUCUCUGUAACUGAGCCUCAGUGGAAGCCACUUUAUGUUGUGUUAUUUUCUAAAGUUACAAGCAUCUCAGCAAAGCUGCAAUUAAAGCUGAACAAUGUUCUCACCUGGCUUAAGGUGUGAAUUCCUUUACCUGUGAGCGGGUUCAGUCAGUGACCCAAAUAUUGCUGCACUUCUCUACAGUGUCACUCAGUGCUGCUUCCAUUCUUUCUGGUUGAACCCAUCCCCCUCAUGGAAUCCAGAUUAUGAUCCCGUCUACCCCAUCAUUGAUCCAUGUUUUUCUCAAUUCUUUAUUCACUUUUUUUAAUAUUCUACCAUUUUACAUUCUGCUAAAUUGCCACAUAAUCCUAAAUGUUGGAAUAAGAAAUUGCCUUGCAUUUCCAAUCUCUUUAUGCUUUCAAGCUGUGGGUUUUGUGUUGGACCAUCUCUUGUGUGACUUGAAUUGCAUGAGCUCCCAUAGCCCCCAACCACCGCCUCCCUGUGGGGAGCUUCUGCACAGAAUGUCACUGGGCUUUCCAGUGGCAGCAGGAGGGAGCCUGCGGGGGUCUGCAUGGACCUCCCGGAGACCCACACAUGUAGACUGAUGUGGCAUUUCAGUGCAGUGGCCUCUACUUCGACAUCAUCUUUCUGGGUGGGCUCCACAUCAAGACACGGUUUAGUUGCUAUAGUAACAAAUUAUUGUUCUGAGGAUAAGGUUACUGAAUUUUUUUUCAGCUUUUAGUAAAUUUUACUUUAAUAAAAAAAUAAUAAAUU
Messenger RNA from Carcharodon carcharias (great white shark), 6556 nucleotides. It is a transcript of the gene cdk12, whose product is annotated as cyclin-dependent kinase 12. Gene Ontology annotation, cellular component: cyclin/CDK positive transcription elongation factor complex; nucleus. Bases 529 to 5250 code for a protein of 1573 amino acids. NCBI's taxonomy places the organism in Eukaryota, Metazoa, Chordata, Chondrichthyes, Lamniformes, Lamnidae. Gene Ontology annotation, molecular function: cyclin binding; RNA polymerase II CTD heptapeptide repeat kinase activity; ATP binding. The transcript has 14 exons. Gene Ontology annotation, biological process: protein phosphorylation; positive regulation of transcription elongation by RNA polymerase II; transcription elongation by RNA polymerase II. The record is from RefSeq and is a predicted model, not a curated record.